This is a messenger RNA of Diuraphis noxia (Russian wheat aphid), 1504 nucleotides long. Its product is annotated as NAD(P)H oxidoreductase RTN4IP1, mitochondrial-like. Gene Ontology annotation, cellular component: mitochondrion. NCBI's taxonomy places the organism in Eukaryota, Metazoa, Arthropoda, Insecta, Hemiptera, Aphididae. The record is from RefSeq and is a predicted model, not a curated record. Gene Ontology annotation, molecular function: zinc ion binding; oxidoreductase activity.
CCAGAAGAGGCAUCAUCAGCAAGAAUCUGGCGAGCAUCGAGCAACAACAAUAAUAUAAUAUAUAAUAUUAUUAUUAUGUCUAAAUCAAAUACAAUAUUCAGAAUAGCAUUUCGGUCAUUUCCGAUUUUGACUUCGAAGAACACGUUCGUGGCUCGGACGAUUCGACGACGUACGUUAACCACUAGCAGCAGCGCCACCGCCGACGACAUGACUGUUGACAUCGACGCAACCGAUCACAAGACUGAAACGACACCGACCCAAACUGCUUGGUCGUCGAAAAUGAUCGCAUGGCAAGUUCAUUCGUACAGCACAGUCGAUGAUCUGGUGCUGACCAGCAACGCCCGGUCCCCGACAAUGGUGGCGGCCCAUGAAGUGUUGGUGCGCGUCAAAGCUUCAUCCGUCAACCCACUCGACGUUCUCAUGGCUGAGGGCUUUGGUCAGGUAUUGUUGGGUACCAUCCGCCAAGCACAGCUAAUGUCCCUGCACAAACCUGUUGAGUUCCCACUGACGUUGGGGCGUGAUUUUUGUGGAGAAAUCAUAGCCAAAGGGGUAAAAGUCAAGAGUUUUAAUGUCGGUGACAUGGUCAUGGGUGUAGUGCCUCCGUUCCAUCAAGGUUGCCAUUCAGAAUUUGUUGCUGUUUCUGAAGGUCUGGUGGCUAAAAAACCAGAACACUUGACCAAUGAAGAAGCAGCAGGAUUAUUAUAUACAGGCAUGACUGCAUGGUCUGCUUUGAAAUUGUAUGGUGGCUUAUAUGUUUUGAAAGCUAAUAACAAAAACGUUCUAGUCAUUGGUGGAUCUGGAGGUGUUGGUAAUUGUGCCAUACAACUGUUAAAGCAUUGGGGUGCUAAGGUGACAACUACAUGUGACUCAACUGCCAUAUCCUUAGUGAAAAGUCUUGGGCCUGAUAAUAUUAUAGACUACACAGCUAAAGAUGCACGACAACAGUUGGAAGAACAUGGAAAGUAUGAUAUAAUUUUAGAUGCCGCAGGAAUAUCAUAUAAUAAAAUAGGUGCAUAUACACCUUUGUUAAAAGGUUGGGCUUGUUCUACGUUUAUUACACUUCGCAGUCCUAUUUUACACAAUACGGAUUCAUAUGGCUUGGUAGGGGGCAUGGUUAAAAAUGCAAUUGACCUUCUAGUCCCAAACAUUUUAUCUGGAGCAGUAUUCAAAGGAUCUUCAAUACGAUGGGGUACUUUCCUUCCAAUCGAAUGUGGUAUAAAAGAACUGGCUAAGUUAGCCGAAGAGAAAAAAAUUAUAAUUCCUCUGGAAAAAACUUUUAAGUUUAUGGACCUUAAGGAUGCAUACAAAAGAGUACAGGAUGGACAUCUUAGGGGGAAAGUUAUUAUAACUUACGAUAAACCUAGUAUGGAUAAAGCUAGAUUAACUAAUUAAAUAUUAUUUAUUGUUACUAUAGAUUCUAUUUUGAUGCUUACCAUAAUUAAUAAUGACAAAUCAUUAUACACAAUUUGGUUGUCUGCUAAUAGUUUCAAAAUUUAUUUGUUUU